This is a messenger RNA of Cynara cardunculus var. scolymus (artichoke), 2046 nucleotides long. RefSeq lists its product as uncharacterized. Bases 267 to 1685 code for a protein of 472 amino acids. NCBI's taxonomy places the organism in Eukaryota, Viridiplantae, Streptophyta, Magnoliopsida, Asterales, Asteraceae. The record is from RefSeq and is a predicted model, not a curated record. The transcript is spliced from 14 exons.
GGAUAAACAAUGCCAAUUUCUUGUCUUUAGUCAAGAUUUCUUGUUUUGAUUAUGAUUUCAGUUUCAAUUUCAAUUUCAAUUUCUCAUUUCGAUCAUUCAAACCAAUAGCAUUGCAGAAGAAUCUGUAUCAAUGGCACCCACUUGAUAAACAAGCUUCUAUCUGGUCUUCAGGUGAACCCUAAUCAAGAAUCAGUCUUCAAAUCGCCAGAUUUUUUAGGGUGUUCUUCAGUCGUCGUUUGAAUAAGCUCUGAAAUUUAGGGUUUCGUAUGAUUGUAAGGAAAGAUAUGAGCUGGCGCAGAGUAGCAAACUCUUUACAGGCUUUCUCUGCUCAUACUGCACUCUUCUGCUUCACAUCCUUGCUUGUUCUCAAACUCGAUCAUCUUGUUCCCUACUCUUGGUGGGUCAUUUUCUUCCCACUUUUUCUAUUUCACGCGAUUGUUGCCCGAGGAAGAUUCUCAUUACCUGCACCAUCAGUUCCCCAUGGCCGUGAUUGGGCACCAUGUCAUGCAGUUGUUGCCACACCUUUGCUUAUUGCAUUUGAACUGCUUCUUUGCGUCUUUCUGGAGAGUUACCAUGCUGAUAGGCCUGCGGCAGUAAGGUUGCAGACUGUCUUCCUUCCUCUGUUGGCAUUUGAAGUAGCCAUUCUUGUUGACAAUUUCAGGAUGUGCAAGGCCUUACUACCAGGAGAUGAUGAAAGUGUGAGCGAUGAUGCAAUAUGGGAGACACUUCCUCAUUUCUGGGUUGCUAUCUCCAUGGUUUUCUUCAUUGCCGCUACUGUGUUCACCCUUCUGAAGCUAUCCGGUUUUGUAGAUGCUUUAGGCUGGUGGGACUUGCUCAUAAAUUUUGGCAUCGCGGAAUGCUUUUCCUUUCUUGUUUGUACAAAGUGGUCUAAUCCAGUAAUUCACAGAAAUUUGCGAACAUCUGAAGCCAGUUCAUCGUCCACUGCUAUUAGAUAUCUUGAUUGGAAUAGUGGCUUAGUGGUUUCCUCGGAGGAUACCUCCGAGGAUGGGAUGUGUAAUCUGCAAGACAUCGGUGGACACAUAAUGAAAAUACCCAUUAUCGUUUUCCAAAUUCUCCUUUGCAUGCACUUGGAGGGAAAACCUGUUGCUGCUAGAUCUCUUUCCAUUCCCGUCAUUUUCUCUCCUUUAUUUUUAUUGCAAGGAGUGGGACUGCUACUUUCUGCAUCAAGAUUGGUGGAGAAAAUUAUCAUUUUGCUACGUACUGGGAGCGGCACUGGAACAUACUUCAUGAUUUCUGCUCGAGCUCGUGACUGCUUUGGGUUCUUGCACCGUGGCUCCAGGCUGCUUGGUUGGUGGUCUAUAGACGAGGGAAGUCGAGAAGAACAGGCACGGCUCUAUCACGAUGGGGCCUCAGGUUAUAACACUUUUUGUGGUUAUCCACCUGAAAUUGUAAAGAAAAUGCCAAAGAAGGAUCUUGCUGAGGAGGUUUGGAGGCUUCAAGCAGCUCUAGGUGAGCAGACGGAAAUCACAAAGUUUAGCCAACAGGAGUACGAAAGACUUCAAAACGAAAAAGUUCUAUGUCGUGUUUGCUUCGAAGGAGAGAUAAGCACAGUACUCCUCCCGUGUAGGCAUCGGAUUCUUUGCAGUACCUGCUGUGAGAAGUGUAAGAAAUGCCCUAUUUGCCGUGUUAAUAUCGAGGAGCGCUUACCUGUAUAUGAUGUAUAGCUUUUCAAGACGUGUGAAGAUCGGUGCCGUACAUGACCCGUGUCACGGAAUGAAAGAUGGAGCUUUUGAAACAAAAAAAAAACAAGAACUUUGAAGAUACAAAAGUUGCAGUUUCUUGAUAACUUAUGCGACUCCUGUUUGGUUUGUUUUUGUUUUUUUUUGGGUGGGUAGAAGAAGAGUGAAUGUAAAUAUAUGGAGAUACCACAUUUGACAGCUCAUUUCAAAAGCCUGUCACCAUUGUAUAUGUAAUGUCCAAAAGUAGCAAAUUGAGCCAAUAACCUUUAAACUGUUUAAAACUAUGGUGGAAGUUAUUGGUAGCCCACAACUUUAAGCUUAUAAAGAGGGAUAGAUUUUUGUAGUA